AAAUUUGAAAAUCUGUGCAAGCGUAAUUAUCACUGUUCAAUUUGAGCUGAUUGAAGAUCUCAAAAUUAUCUACUUUUUAUUUUUUGGCGUUAGUAAUGCCGUACACUUCCGACAGAUGUGUUGUGCGAACGUUUAUGAUGUUUGAUACGCUGUUUGAUCGUUGACUGAUGAUUGGGUUUGAUGUGCUUUGUCUAAUGCUCGUUACGAAUUGUGAUUUUCAAAAGAGCCAAUCAGGGAUGUUCUGGCUAACGUAUAUUAACAUGGCGCUAAAAUUAAUUUACGGAAUUUUGUUGAGAAAAUACAAGACCACUGCUUUUUUACUGUGAAUGGUUGAACGCCCUCAAAUUAUGAAAUAUUUUUAUAUUACCUGUUAUUCAUUAGGCUAUCUGGGGAAAUAAUUUGGACGUAAUUGAAUAAGUAGUAGCGAUCAAUAAUAAAGAGCACAAAAUUUUUUAUUUUUGAUGCAGACCAUGUAUUACUUCAAUUGUUUUGGGUAAAAUGAAGAAUGCAAGGUCAAUGCUUGAAGUUCGUAGGUCGACACGGAAUAAGCAAGGAGCUAAAAUAAGUGGGAACGCCUACCGAGCUGCAGGGUUAAAGACCGGUGCCUCAUAACGACUGCUGAAUACAUCAAGGCCACGGAAGCACAAAACAUUUUUCGCGACUUUCAAGAGAAGAAGCUAGUCACUAUGGCAUUAGCCAUUGCUGUAUUAACCAUCACUCUGUUUGUUGGAUGUAUUGGAGAACACUUGACCGUUUCAGACUCUGAAUUGAAAAAGUUUGCGGAAGUACUUUUCAGUAGGGAACACCUGGAUUUUCAGCACAGCGUGAAGAUCGACCUUCAAAAUCGAGUACCGAAAAAGCACUACACGGACGUCUCGCCCGAACCAUUUUUAUCGGUGAGUCCAACUAUUCUGGAAACACCUAUGGUAACUCGGAUAAGGGAGCUAUUCGAUAAUUAUGACAUCGAUUCGAGUCACGCCGAGCACGUAACUCCCGAAGAGCAGAAAGAAGAGGAAAAUUUUAUCGAUGCUCUUCUUGCAACAGAUCAAAUUGAUCGUGUGAUGCGCUUCUUAUCCGACCACCGAUUCAUCGAAGCAGGCAAUCAGACCUAUAAGGAAACUUUGAAGGCCGUUUGGUUCUUUCAAUACGCAAGAAAGCAAUCGAGUGGAUUACGUACAAGUUCAGGUUUCGAACACGUAUUUCUUGGAGAAUUGAAAGGUCGGGGAGGCGGUUUGAUUGGCAUGCACAAUUGGAUUUUCAUAAAUGCGGCCGAAAAGGCUGGAAAAUUAAAUUAUUUUGGAUACAAGAGCAAGAAAAUAUUGGGAUGCGCUAGUCACAAAGUUAUCAUCGCCCAUGUGGUCUAUCAUUACGCGGGCAAGGUGAAAUUGACGUCGAUGUUUAUCGGCAUAUCACCGGAACUGGAGGUAUCUUUAUACACCCUAUGCUAUUUCGUAAGACCUAAUAAACAUUGCCGCCUUUCAAUGGGUGGUAAAAAGUUCGGAAUACAAACCUACGCUAUGAAUCACACCGGCUCGCCUUCACUUGGUACCGCAUAUCCAGUUGCCGCAUUUAUUGAUGCUUAGUAAUUGUUAAAAAACAUUAUAGUGAUAGCGAGAAUAAUAACAAUAAUGCUUCAAUAAAUAUUUAAUAAAAACAACAAUACACUUAAUGGUAUUAGCGGUUCUAAUAAACAACAAUAAGAGUAAUAAUUAUGUGAUAAUAUUGAGAAUGAUGACAUUAUCUUAUGAUGAUACCUAAUUAUGUACUAACAAUAAAAUUAUUAACAAAAA
Molecule: messenger RNA, 1790 nt
Organism: Athalia rosae (coleseed sawfly)
Lineage: Eukaryota; Metazoa; Arthropoda; Insecta; Hymenoptera; Athaliidae
Product: endoribonuclease CG2145-like
Exons: 4
Coding region: 687-1583 (298 amino acids)
Molecular function (GO): RNA endonuclease activity
Source: RefSeq, a predicted model, not a curated record